Molecule: messenger RNA, 1118 nt
Organism: Cynara cardunculus var. scolymus (artichoke)
Lineage: Eukaryota; Viridiplantae; Streptophyta; Magnoliopsida; Asterales; Asteraceae
Product: myb-like protein X
Exons: 7
Coding region: 120-851 (243 amino acids)
Source: RefSeq, a predicted model, not a curated record
CUCCCUUGACCUAAUCUAUUGAUCACACCUCCGAUAUUUCUCCGACGGUCGUAUAAACCCUUUUCCGGUCGCCGCCUCCUUCAAGAGUCGCCAUUCUCGCAGUUUAGUUAGUGGAAGAUAUGAUUAAAAGGAGGUUUUACAAGCAAGAACAUGGGGAUAAAGAUGCUGCCUCUGGUUCGUCUUCAUCUUCGGACUCUGAACUGGAUGCAGAAGCAUCAGUAGAUACAGAAGAAGAGGAAGAUUAUGAUAACAACAUGGUCGUGGAAUCAAGGAAAAAAGACCAGCCUUGCUCGUCAUCUUCUGGAUAUGAAAGCGAGGAUAGCUCAGGAAAUGAAGUUAAUCUUGAUGCUUCAGGUCUACCCACAAAUGAUGAUGUCAGUGAAGGUGAGAAUUACAAACAAGAUGUGAUUGACACCCGAGUGUCUGCUGAUAACCAUUCUGAUAAGAAUACUACAGUCACAACUGAUGUUAUGGAUUGUGUUUUGAAAAGUAAAUCUGUUUUCAAGUGCAAGUUAUGCCCAAGAAUCGUCUGUCUAACUGAGGAAACAUUAAAGGCUCAUCUCAAAUCCAAGAGGCAUGCUCGAUCUGAAAAACUAUUGAAGGAAGGCAGGCUUAAGAUGAUGCUAAAUAGUGAUGGAGAAAUAGAGGGAGAAGAAGACGACGGAGAAACUCACCAGGAGAGGCAUGCGGCAACUCUUGCUCUUGUACAGUCAAACAAGAAUGCAUCACAGAAGUCGAAGAAAAACAAAGGGAGACAGAGACAGCGGAAGAGACUAAGGAAGAAAACAUCUGAUGAUUCGGUGGCCAAAAAACCGAAAAAAUCGGCCAAGAAGCCUAAAAGUGACAUCUGAAGGGCAAUUUGCUGCAAGCAAAGAUAGUUUACAGAAAAGAGAAGACGAUGAAAUAGCAUAUUUUUGUGCGUUACUUGGAAGUUUUGUUGGGUUCGUGCUCAAUGUCACUUUAAAUGUUGGUGUGUUCGUUUUUGGGUUUGCUAGAUGUAAUCCGAACCAUUAAAUAUGGUACAUUGUCGUGUUUCAACCGUUUUCUGGACCGUUGAGUUUUGCCAACGACAAUAGAGGAUAGUUUGCGCUAUUUGAUUCACACCUUUUUGCAAGAAC